AUGCAUUUACGCCUACGGGGUGUGCAUACUACCGCCUGCCGGGCGGGUGUAUGGCACUUUGCUGGGCAAUGGGGAUCCCAUGCCUCCCAGGGCCGCGUACGUCCUCUCCCCAUCACGGCGGGGGGCUUGGCUGUCGCCUCGCAGUCGCAUGCCCUUGUUGUGGAGGGACCUGAGGCCAUGCACCUCUCGGGCCAAAACGGCCAUGGCCAAUUGGGACGACCAGAGGGUCCAACCGACACGCUCUGGGCUCAUACGCUGGCACACCUCCACGUACAAUUAGCCGGUGCCGGCUUGGGUUUUACGUGGAUCGUAACUCCACAGGCCCUAAGCGCUUGCGGUACCAAUACACGUGGGCAGAUAGGCUUGGGAGCUAAGGUCCAGCAGGCGGGCAUAUUUACGCAAGUGCCGCUGCCGGCCCCUGUCUGUCGCAUUGAGGGAAUUGCCGCGGGGCUAGAUCAUACGUUAAUUCUUGCGCAUGUGGAUCAAGCACCUCAUGCUGCAGGUACGCAGCAGGUAUGGUCUUGUGGUCUGAAUACCGAUGGGCAAUUGGGCCGCCCUGCCUACAUGCGGUAUGCGGACCAUCUAGGUGCUGUCGAGGUAGACAUCCCUGCGCAGGAGCGUAUUGUCCAAGUGGCUGCGGGUGGUGAUACCUCGGCCAUUUUGACAGAUAUGGGCCGCGUAUGGGUAUGGGGCAAUAACGAGUACGGCCAGGGCGUCGCGUCAUCGUCGGCAGAUCAGCUUCGGAGUCCUACGCAGGCUGACGUACCGCCCUUCAUUCAAGAAAUCCAGGUGGGUGGUAGUUUUAUGCUGGCUAUGGAUGCAAGCGGCACAUUGUACACGACAGGCUACGGCGCGACAGGCCAUCCGUACCAGGGAUGGCACCCUCUUCCAAUGCCAAACCAACGUCGCGUCCAGCGCAUUGCUGCCUCCACAAGUUAUGCGGCAGCGAUUACGGAUGACGGUUCGUUGUAUGUCUGGGGCCUCGACUCCUUCCAUGGCCGCCUGGGCCUGGGCCUACGAGCGGAUCGACGUGUGUAUACCCCUACCAAGGUGCCACUCUCUGGCGCAGCGGACAAUGUAGUCUGUGGUGGCGAGACCAUGUUGGUACGCAUGGUGUCGUAA
Molecule: messenger RNA, 1122 nt
Organism: Malassezia pachydermatis
Lineage: Eukaryota; Fungi; Basidiomycota; Malasseziomycetes; Malasseziales; Malasseziaceae
Exons: 2
Coding region: 1-1122 (373 amino acids)
Source: RefSeq, a predicted model, not a curated record